AUGAAGGCAGCUAUAUUGAGAUCCCUUCUCAGGAGGAGCUCUACAGUAGCUCCAUCAUCAUCGUAUGUAUUGCGCCGUGGCUUUUCGUCAGAGUCGGCGCCGGAGCGGAAAGUCGCCAUUCUUGGAGCCGCUGGUGGGAUCGGCCAGCCGCUGUCUUUGCUCAUGAAGCUGAACCCGCUCGUCUCUAAGUUAGCCCUUUACGACAUUGCCGGCACCCCCGGUGUCGCCGCUGACGUCAGCCACAUUAACACCAGAUCUGAGGUGACUGGGUACAUGGGAGAUGACCAGCUAAAACAGGCUCUGGAGGGAUCAGAUGUCGUCGUCAUUCCAGCUGGUGUUCCCAGAAAGCCUGGUAUGACCCGUGAUGAUCUAUUCAACAUUAAUGCUGGCAUUGUCAAAUCUCUUUGCGCUGCCAUAGGCAAGUAUUGCCCAAAUGCACUUGUCACUAUGAUUAGCAACCCUGUGAACUCCACUGUCCCAAUUGCUGCCGAGGUCCUCAAGGGAUUAGGAGUAUAUGAUGAGAAAAAGCUGUUGGGCGUGACCACACUUGAUGUGGUUAGGGCCAAGACAUUCUACGCUGGCAAGGCCAAAGUCAAUGUGGCGGAGGUCAAUGUACCCGUUGUUGGUGGUCAUGCAGGCAUAACAAUUCUUCCAUUGUUUUCACAGGCCUCACCAAGAGCCAAUUUGUCUGAUGAAGACAUUAAAGCUCUCACAAAGAGAACACAAGAUGGUGGAACAGAAGUCGUCGAAGCUAAGGCUGGAAAGGGAUCAGCAACACUCUCAAUGGCCUAUGCAGGGGCUAUAUUUGCUGAUGCUUGCUUGAAAGGACUUAAUGGAGUCCCAGAUGUAGUGGAAUGUUCAUUCGUGCAGUCAACAGUCACUGAGUUACCCUUCUUUGCAUCCAAAGUGAGACUUGGGAAGAAUGGUGUAGAGGAAGUCCUAGGUUUGGGUUCGCUUUCUGACUUCGAGCAGCAAGGCCUGGAAGCUCUCAAGCCGGAGCUGAAAUCCUCCAUUGAAAAGGGAAUCAAGAUUCCUCGGCGUAAUCUUCAUCCGUAUAGGAACCAAAAUCAGGUUGGAACGACCUCUAGAUAUGUAGAAGAAGGGGAAGAAGGAGGAGGAAGAGGAGGAGAAGAACCAUCACCACCGCCGCCGCCGCCCAAGAAACGGUUGUUCUUGAAUUCAUCUGCUUCAUUUGAGGCAAGUGCUGAACAUGCAAGAUUGCGGGGAAAAAUGGAAGAGAAUACUCGUAGCCAACGAAUACCGUCAAGAUUAGGGCGGAGGAACCGUACUGGCGGCGAUAUAGUGGAAGUCCAAGGCGGCCACAUUGUACGGUCCACCGGGCGAAAAGACCGGCACAGUAAAGUAUGCACCUCAAAAGGACCCAGGGACCGCCGUGUACGCCUUGCUGCUCACACUGCUAUUCAGUUUUACGAUGUCCAGGAUCGGCUUGGCUAUGACCGCCCGAGCAAAGCAGUGGAUUGGCUCAUGAAAAAGGCUAAGCCCGCCAUUGAUGAGCUCGAGCAAUUGCCUGCAUGGAAUCCCACAAAUUUUUUGGCAGAAGAUGCUAUUUUGGAGCAAGAACAAGAACAGGCUCGUGUGGUGGACCCUAAUAUUGCAGGUUCUUCGAGUAAAAGGGCAAUGUCAAUGUUGGGAAACGAAAAUGGUCUGCAAGUGUUGCACCAGAGCAGUAAUGCGGAUCCCAACGCAAGUUUUCUUCCUCCGUCCUUGGAUUCGGAUUCCAUUGCAGAUACUAUAAAGUCAUUUUUCCCAAUAGGUACUUCAAGAACUAGUUGCCAGAGUCAGGAUCUGAGGCUCUCUUUGCAGUCAUUUCAAGAUCCACUUAUGCUCCCCCACCCCCACCCCCAACAGCCUCAGCCGCCGCACCACAAGAACCCCACCCACCACACUGAAGAAGCAUAUUCUCAGCCUCAAACCUCAUUCAAUGGAACCAGCUUACUGGGGUUUGAUGGCUCUUAUGCAGGGUUGUCUCAACACUAUCAGUACCAGCCCACAGAAAUAAGCCGGUUCCAGGGGCUGGCUCCUUGGAACAGUGGUGGAGAUAUCACCGGUGGGAGUGGUGGAGCAGCAGGAUAUCUGUUCACUUCGCAGCCAGUGCUGCAGCAGCUAUUAGGCCAAAGCCUUUUUUCUCAGAGGGGACCCCUUCAGUCCAGUAACACACCUUCAAUUCGUGCGUGGAUGGACCCAUCCACCAUAGGUAUUGCCACGGCUGACCAUAGCCAGAAUCAUCAUCAUCACAAUCCAGCAGCCAUGCCAAUUUAUUCAUCAUCAUUAUCUGGUGUUGAAUUCACUUCAACAGUAGGUGGAUUCUCCGAGUUUCAUAUUCCUGCACGAAUUCAAGCUCUCCUCUUCAUAAACAGGAUGUUAUCUGUUUGUCCAAUAAGAGAACCCUUAAAAAUUCAAGUACUUGCUGACUGCUGUUGUAGAUGA
Messenger RNA from Fraxinus pennsylvanica, 2448 nucleotides. NCBI's taxonomy places the organism in Eukaryota, Viridiplantae, Streptophyta, Magnoliopsida, Lamiales, Oleaceae. The record is from the annotation of a GenBank genome assembly.